AGCACCCAGAGAGCCAGCACAAAAAAAUGGAAUCAAGAAAGCUGCAGCACUGGAGGCUUUACCUGCUGUCGCUGGUGUUGGGAAUUGGGGGGUCCUUCCAGUAUGGGAUUCACGUUUCUGUCAUCGCUUCUCCAGCAGUGCAUAUUCAGAGCUUUGUGAACCACACAUGGUUGUUGAGGUAUGGCGCUCCAGUAGAUGAUUCCACCAACCAGCUCAUUUGGUCCUUCAUCGUGUCUGUGUUGAGCCUUGGAGCCUGGGCCGGGGCUAUUCACAGCGGCAGCCUUCCUGUCAUCUAUGGCAGGAAAAAAGCUCUCUUGUUCAAUAACGUUGUGGCGAUUGUCGCUGCUCUCAUGAUGCUCUUCAGUCGCAUGGCCCAGUCUUUUGAGAUGAUCUUGGUGGGAAGAUUUCUCUAUGGGUAUAAUGUUGGUCUGGGCUUGAGUGUACACCUCAUGUAUCUCGGCGAGUGUUCUCCAAAGAAACUGAGAGGAUUCAUGACGCUCACCGGCUCAAUCUUCAUCGGAUUUGGAAAAGUCAUGGGUCAAAUAAUUGGCAUCAAGGAGCUGAUGGGAACCGAAGAAAUGUGGCCAUACCUCUUAGCUAUCAGUGGUAUUCCUGCCAUCCUGCAGUUUGUGACUCUGCUUUUCUUCCCUGAGACACCUCGAUACCUUUACAUCGACAAAGGAGACACGGAAGGCAGCAAAAAAGCCUUGCAGUGGCUGUGGCAGGAAGACAACUUAAAGCUGGAGCUUGACGACAUGCAGAAAGAGAAAGAGAGCACACAGGGAGAGAAGGCGAAGACUGUGAAGGAUGUACUCAGCUCUCGCUGUGUGAGAUGGCAGCUACUGACUCUGCUCAUCCCCUGUGCUGGAGUUCAGCUCUGUGGCAUCAACGCUCUGUAUUUUUACGCCUUUGACAUCUUCCGUGAGUCUGGAGUGCCAGAAGACCAGAUGCAUUACUUGUCCAUUGGUCUUGGAGCAACAGAGCUCAUCACUGUAACACUGUGUUCCUUCUUGAUAGAUCGUGCCGGCAGAAAGAAGCUGAUGGGCUAUGGCUAUUUACUGAUGGGUAUCACCAUGGUUGCUCUUACCAUCAUGCUAUCCAUCAAGGAUCUGAAUUCAUGGAUCCCUUAUGUGAACAUCGCCCUGAUCUUUUGUGUCAUCUGCAUUUAUGGACUUGGACCUUCCGGAGUGUCUAUGGUUCUUCCUGCUGACCUCUUCCUACAAGCCUGGCGUCCUUCCGCUUAUGUGAUCAGUGGGUCUGUCAACUGGCUUUGCUUGUUCCUCGUGGGGAUGUUGUUCGUCUAUAUAGUGAAUGGACUCGGGCAGUUCUGCUUCCUGAUUUUCGUGGUUUACACCUUUUUGAGUGCAGCAUUUCUGUUAUAUUUUGUCCCUGAGACCAAAGGAAAGACAAUGGUAGAGAUCAUGGAGGACUUCAACAAACUGAAUUACAAGAACAGGGGCGCUGACAAUGAAAGGACUGAUGUCACUCUUGCAACUCAAUUUUAACAUGUUAAUUUAUAGUUUUUUUUUAACCACUUUCUUACUGCAUCUGAACACUUUAUCUUGGUUUAUCUGCUUAAGGAGGUGAAAAGUGGCAAAUACAGUUAUCUAAUCACUUUUUUGUUCUUGCUGUUUGUUUUAAUAUGCUCCCCUGCCUUCUUAUGGGGGCAAUUCAACUUACAAACAAAUGGUAUUUAGGACUGUUUAACCAACAUGAAACAAAGCCUGACCAAAAAGAGAAGGAUAUAUUUAGAUUGACUGUGGACAUGUUGAUAAACUGUCAAUUGCACUCAGUGUUGCUAUAUAUAUUUCCAAAUAAAAACCCCAGAAGGUAACAGGAGCUUCUGAAGUGCUUAAAUAUCAGUAAACCUGCUCUCCUCACCUGCUCAUACUUUACACCCUUUCACAUCCUUCACUUGAACUGACAUUUAAAUUUAUUUUAUUUAAUAUACUUCAA
This is a messenger RNA of Anoplopoma fimbria (sablefish), 1956 nucleotides long. Its product is annotated as solute carrier family 2, facilitated glucose transporter member 11-like. Bases 27 to 1505 code for a protein of 492 amino acids. The transcript is spliced from 12 exons. Gene Ontology annotation, molecular function: hexose transmembrane transporter activity. Gene Ontology annotation, cellular component: membrane. The record is from RefSeq and is a predicted model, not a curated record. Gene Ontology annotation, biological process: monosaccharide transmembrane transport. Lineage: Eukaryota; Metazoa; Chordata; Actinopteri; Perciformes; Anoplopomatidae.